Messenger RNA from Humulus lupulus (European hop), 2154 nucleotides. RefSeq lists its product as uncharacterized. Lineage: Eukaryota; Viridiplantae; Streptophyta; Magnoliopsida; Rosales; Cannabaceae. The coding region runs from base 1 to 2154 and encodes 717 amino acids. The record is from RefSeq and is a predicted model, not a curated record. The transcript has 3 exons.
AUGUGGGUCUCUCAUCCUCAAUUUAGGGAGACGGUCUUGGCUAACUGGUCUAAACAAUUACUGUAUAAGGGUAGUGGUUUAGAGCAGAUUAGCUGGAAACUUACCCGUCUUAAGCAUGUCUUGAAGGCGUUUAACUGGAAGGUAAUGGGGGAUGUUGCCUGUAAUUAUGAGAGAAGUAAAAGGUUAUAUCAACAGGCCCACUCUAAUUGUUUUGCUGAUCCGACUAAUAGCAGAUUGUGUAAUGAGGAUCGAGAAGCUUUUCUGGAUUUUAAAAGGCAGGAGAGAUUGUAUGCUAGUUUCCUCUACCAAAAGAGCAAAAUAGCCUGGUUGCGCUUUGGAGAUGAUAAUUCUUCAUUUUUUCAUGCUAGCUUAAAGAAGAGGAAAUUAGCUAAUAGGAUUGUGUCCUAUGUUACUGAGGAAAGGCAGAUUGUGGAUGAUUAUACUAAAGUUACAAGUCAUUUUCUUCAGCAUUUUAAGAGUUUUUUGGGUGCAGCUAAUAAGGCUUCGGGUAAAAUUGAUUCUCAAGCUAUUGGGUAUGGCUCGGUGUUGAGUAGUGAAGCUCAGUUGGGUUUGAUCAAACCGUUCUCUGCUCAUGAAGUUAAAGCGACUAUGUUUAGCAUUCACUCAAUUAAAAGCCCAGGUCCGGAUGGUUAUGGGGCGGUGGAUCAUCCAGUUAAUGCAACUGAUUUUAGGCCUAUUGCUUGUUGCACUACCAUUUACAAAUGCAUAUCCAAAAUGUUGUGCAAUAGGCUUAACUCUAUUCUUCCUUUGCUGAUUAAUCAGAAUCAGGGGGCUUUUAUCAAGCAUCGAUCUCUUGCUCAUAAUGUUCUCAUCCUUCAAGACUUGCUUAAGGGGUACAAUAGGAAAAAUAUUUCCCCUCGAUGUCUUAUGAAGAUUGAUAUUAGUAAGGCGUAUGACUCAAUUGAAUGGGAUUUCUUGGAAAAUCUUCUAUAUGAUCUUUGUUUCCCAAUGAGAUUUAUUAGGUGGGUUAUGGUUUGUCUUCGGGGGUCAUCCUAUUCUUUAGUGAUAAAUAAUGGCAUUCAAGGUCAUUUUCAAGGAGCAAAAGGACUCAGACAAGGAGACCCAAUAUCGCCUUUACUCUUUGUUAUUGUGAUGGAUUAUCUUACUCGUUUACUGUUAAAGGCUGGUAUGGAGAAAUAUUUCAGAUUUCACCCGUUAUGUAAGUCUCUAAAGCUUGUUAGUCUUUGUUUUGCUGACAAUCUCCUAUUGUUUUGCAAAGCCAAUCUGAAGUCAGUCAUGAUACUUCAUCAAGCUUUUAAUGACUUUACCUUGUCUUCGAGCCUCUCUAUCAAUCAAAGCAAAUCUCGAAUCUAUAUUGGAGGGCUAGCUGCUGGUGACAAAGCUCCCCUGUUGUUGUGUUCUAAUUUGAUUGAAGGGAAAUUUCCUUUGAAUUAUUUGGGUGUCCCUUUGAGACCUACUAAAUGCAGGGCUACUGACUGUGACAUUAUUCUUAAGAAAAUGAGAAUUCUUCUGAAUGGUUGGGACAUUCUUUGGGUAAAAUGGGUCAAUUUUAUUUACUUAAAAGGAUAUUCAAUCUGGGAUUAUCUGUUAAAGCAAGAUACCAGUUGGUAUUGGAGGAAGCUUAUCAAGUUUUGUCAAUCCCUGUCCAGAUCUGAUUUGGAGGCUGCAGUUGUGAAUGGGAAACUUCAGCUGGGUAAACUUUACUCCUUUGUGCUUCCUGGCAAUUUGGUAUUCUAUGAGAAGGUUGUUUGGUGUAGGCUUUUGGUUCCUAAGCACAGAUUUAUCUUGUGGCUAGCUGUGAACCAGAAGCUCCUCACAAGGGAUUUACUUCAUCACUGUCAUUUUCCUAUCCCAUCUUUAUGUUGCCCUGUUUGUUCUCAAGCAGAUGAAAGUCACUAUCAUCUAUUUUUUGAGUGUCCUUUCUCCAGGAGAGUAAUGCAGGCUGUCUAUGGGUGGCUGGGAGGGGCUACUUGGCCUGUUCAAUUUGCGGUUUGGUCUCAUUGGUUGUCUAUGCCUCGCACUGGUUCGAUUUCAUUGGUGGCUACUGCAUCUUUUGCGGUUACUGUGUAUUUCAUUUGGCUGAACAUGAACCAUUGCUGGGUAGAGAAGACCUCUUUUUCUGUUUCUAAUAUUGAUAACUUGAUUAUAUUUUCGGUUAAGGCUAGAGUGUAG